AUGAGGAAGUUUCGGCAAUGGUCUUUGACUAAAAUAAUUGAAACGGCUGAAGCAUUUUUGCGCCAAACCGUUAAGGAUGCUGUCAUCACCAUGCCGGCCUACUUUAACGAAAGUCAACGCCAAGCCACAAAGGAUGCUGGAACGAUUUCUGAACUUAAUGUUUUGCGUAUCAUCAACGAGCCUACUGAUGCGGCUAUUGCUUAUGGUUUGGAUAAGAAGGGCCAAGGCGAGCGCAACGUCUUGAUUUAUGACUUGGGCGGUGGAACGUUCGACGUGUCUAUUUUGAAGAUUGAAGAUGGAAUUUUUGAGGUCAAGUCGACUGCUGGAGACACUCACCUUGGAGGCGAAGAUUUUGACAAUCGAAUGGUCAACCAUUUCGUGCUGAAUUCAAUCGUAAGCACAAGAAGGAUCUUGCCACCAAUCCUCGUGCUCUCCGUCGUCUUCGUACUGUUUGUGAACGCGCUAAGAGGACUUUGUCUAGCUCUACUCAAGCGAGGUUGUUUAGGAGUUUUUCGACCUUAA
Molecule: messenger RNA, 522 nt
Organism: Meloidogyne enterolobii
Lineage: Eukaryota; Metazoa; Nematoda; Chromadorea; Rhabditida; Meloidogynidae
Source: the annotation of a GenBank genome assembly